CGCCCGGCAUAAAAACCGAGUUCGCUGCAUUCGCAAGAUCAUUUGUCACUGAAAUUUCGAACCCUACGCUAACAUACACCGUGUUCUUGAAGUGAAUUUUAUCAAAGAUACAGCUGGAUAAAAAUAAAAAUAAAAAAAACACAUCAGUUAAGACUAAUCCAAUCACAAACAACACUCAAAUGGCGUCCAAGGAAAACAUUGCGGACAACAUGGAGAAGUUCUCACUUAAGAGCCCCAGCAAGAAGAUUCUGACGGAGAAUGCCAGCAACGUUCGCAAAAUGUCCAUUGGCAACGAGACCAAUGGCCAGAUAAUCAAGGAGUCCUUGGCGGAGAAUGGUGUCGGAAAGUCGGCCAAUUCCCUCAUGGAAAAGUCAAUGACUCCCUUCGAUCCAUCGCUGGAACCCCUGUUGCGCGAGAAUCCUCGACGCUUUGUAAUCUUUCCCAUUCAGUACCAUGACAUCUGGCAAAUGUACAAGAAGGCUGAGGCUUCCUUCUGGACUGUGGAGGAAGUGGAUCUGUCCAAGGAUCUGACGGACUGGCAUCGCCUAAAGGACGACGAGCGUCACUUCAUCUCACACGUGCUGGCCUUCUUUGCCGCUUCCGAUGGAAUCGUGAACGAGAACCUGGUUGAGCGAUUUAGCCAGGAGGUUCAGAUCACUGAGGCACGCUGCUUCUACGGUUUCCAGAUCGCAAUGGAAAACGUGCACUCCGAAAUGUAUAGUGUCCUGAUCGACACAUACAUCCGAGAUCCGCAUCAGCGGGAGUACCUGUUCAAUGCCAUCGAGACGAUGCCGGCUGUAAAGCGCAAGGCGGACUGGGCGCUUUCCUGGAUCUCAUCCAAGUCAGCCAAUUUUGGAGAGCGAAUUAUCGCCUUUGCCGCCGUAGAGGGCAUCUUCUUUAGCGGCAGCUUCGCCUCUAUUUUCUGGCUAAAGAAACGUGGCCUGAUGCCGGGCCUGACAUUCUCCAACGAACUUAUAUCCCGGGACGAAGGCUUGCACUGCGACUUUGCCGUCUUGAUGUUCCAGCACCUCGUGCAGCGACCAAAGCGAGAGCGCAUCAUCGAGAUUAUCCGCGACGCGGUGGCCAUUGAGCAGGAGUUCCUUACAGAUGCCCUUCCCGUAAACUUGAUCGGCAUGAAUUGCGACCUGAUGUCCCAGUACAUCGAGUUUGUCGCAGACCGUUUGCUGGUGGAGCUUGGUGUUGGAAAGAUCUACAACACCAAGAACCCUUUCAAUUUCAUGGAGAUGAUCUCGCUGGACGGAAAGACAAACUUCUUCGAGAAGAAGGUGGGCGAGUACCAGCGUAUGGGAGUGGCCACUAACCGCCUGGAUAACGUCUUUACCCUGGACGCCGAUUUCUAGGGCUGGCCCCAGAUCAUCAAUGUCGCAAUUAAAUCCUAUUAAGGGCUGGCUUCUCAUCCUUUAUGUUGUAAUCAGACGGCUUUAAUGUGUAGUCCGUUUUAAUUUUAACCUAAGCUAAGAACUAUCACUGACUUUCUGCAGAAUCAUUUACUUAAUCAUUCAUUACUGGGAACACUUCAUUCAAAUUGCUUACCCACAUAAAUUUUAAAAGCACUUGA
This is a messenger RNA of Drosophila eugracilis, 1579 nucleotides long. RefSeq names its product ribonucleoside-diphosphate reductase subunit M2 (gene RnrS). Gene Ontology annotation, cellular component: cytosol. The transcript has 3 exons. The coding region runs from base 180 to 1361 and encodes 393 amino acids. Gene Ontology annotation, molecular function: ribonucleoside-diphosphate reductase activity, thioredoxin disulfide as acceptor. Gene Ontology annotation, biological process: deoxyribonucleotide biosynthetic process. The record is from RefSeq and is a predicted model, not a curated record. NCBI's taxonomy places the organism in Eukaryota, Metazoa, Arthropoda, Insecta, Diptera, Drosophilidae.